Molecule: messenger RNA, 3342 nt
Organism: Cyanidioschyzon merolae strain 10D
Lineage: Eukaryota; Rhodophyta; Bangiophyceae; Cyanidiales; Cyanidiaceae
Product: exportin 1
Exons: 1
Coding region: 1-3342 (1113 amino acids)
Biological process (GO): protein export from nucleus; ribosomal small subunit export from nucleus; ribosomal large subunit export from nucleus
Cellular component (GO): nucleus; cytoplasm
Molecular function (GO): nuclear export signal receptor activity; small GTPase binding
Source: RefSeq, a predicted model, not a curated record
AUGGCAACCUCAGAUGCAACCUUUGGGGCGGUUGAAUCUGAUACAGCGGGAUCGCUUCUGAACUUUGAGCUGCCAGAUCAGGACUUUUUGCUGCAGCUCGAGGCAAAAGUCCAGCAGCUCUAUGGGGCGCGGUCUGAAACAGAUCGCAAGUCGGCCCAGGAGGAGCUGACGGCGCUCCAGAUGCAUCCACAGGCGUGGAUGCGUGUCGAUAAGAUUCUCGAUUCGAGCACGACUAGUGAGCCCUCCAAGUUUUUCGCGCUACAAAUUCUCGAGUCUUUAAUCAAGUAUCGUUGGAAGACUUUGCCGACCGAGACACGAGAGUCCAUCAAGCUUUAUGUUCAGAACAAGGCAAUACUCUUGUCGUCGUCGGCGGAAUCUCUGGUACGUGAACGCACGUUCCUUUCAAAGCUGAACCUCAUCUUGGUGCGAAUAGUGGCCCAGGAGUGGCCCUCCCGUUGGCGCUCGUUUAUCAGCGACGUUGUGAACGCGAGCAAAACGUCGCCGACACUUUGCGAAAACAACUUGCAUAUUCUCCGAUUGCUGAGCGAGGAGGUGUUUGAUUUCUCAGCUGGGCAAAUGACGCAAGACAAAAUCGACGAGCUCAAGACGACAUUCAACCAAGAUUUUAGUGAGGUUUACGACCUCUGUCAGUAUGUAUUCGCACAGCGAGUAAUACUGCAGCAGAUGCAGCCAUCGCUUCUUGUGACUACGGUGCAGACGCUAGAGAAGUUUUUGUCGUGGGUUCCUUUGGGCUAUAUCUUCGAGACCGACCUUUUGGAGACGCUGCUUGAGCUGUUCGAUUACUCUGCAGAGCUGCGCAAUAGUGUGAUGCGUUGCCUCGUUGAGAUUGCAACACUCUCUGUUGGUCCCGAGUACGACGAAAGAUUUCUGUUUCUCUACAUGACACUUCUAUCAAAACUCGCCGUUGCGGUACCACUGGAGGUCGACAUUGCUGCGCACUACGACCAGGCCAGUGAAGCAACCCAGUCUUUUAUUAUGGACUUGGCGCUGUUCCUCACAGGCUUCUUUGGGGCGCACGCAGCGCUGCUCGAGCAGUCUUCGGACCCGGCACAUCGUCAGGCACUCGUGACGGGAAACAUGUACGUCGUGAAGAUUGCUCGAGUCAACGACGUGGAGGUUUUCAAGGUCUGCCUCGAAUGGUGGCGGAGCCUCACGGAGAGCCUAUAUCGGGCUCUCUUCUCCAUGUUAGACUACGCCGUGGGAGAGCGGACGCCACUCACUUUGGACGCGGAUCGACCCAAUUUCGAGCGACUCGAAGAUCAGCAUGCACGUCGCCAGCUCUACGCCAGCGUACUAUACCAGAUUGCCCUGGUCAUGAUCCAGAGAAUGGCGAAGCCAGAGGAGGUGCUCAUUGUAGAAGACGAGAACGGCGAGAUCGUGCGGGAAACCACGAAGGACACCGAUGCGUUGGCGCUAUACAAGACAAUGCGGGAGACGUUCAUUUUUCUAACCCACAUUGACCCGCUGGAUAUUGAAACCAUCAUGAUUGAGAAGCUCGAUCGUCAACUUGACGGAACCGAGUGGAGUUGGCAAAAUCUGAACACGCUCUGUUGGGCCAUUGGAUCCAUCUCUGGUACCAUGAGCGAAGAGUCCGAGAAACGCUUCCUCAUUCAUGUUAUCAAGGAUCUCCUGCGAUUAUGUGAGGAGAAGCGAGGAAAGGACAACAAAGCCGUGGUCGCAGCGAACAUCAUGUACGUCGUGGGGCAGUACCCGCGCUUCCUGCGAGCACACUGGCGUUUCCUGAAAACCGUGGUGAACAAGCUUUUCGAGUUCAUGCAUGAGCUGCACCCAGGAGUCCAGGACAUGGCGUGCGACACGUUUCUGAAAAUCGCGCAGAAAUGCCGAAGACAGUUUGUCAUCGUACAUGCAGGUGAACAUCAAUCUUUUGUGAACGAGAUGCUGGACAAUCUGGAGAGCAUUAUCGGCGAUCUGGAGCCGCAUCAGGUGCACUCUUUCUAUCAGUCUGCCGCAACGAUGAUCAGUGCAGAGACGGAGAGUAGUACGCGGGAACUCUACAUCCGCCGUCUCUACGACGCGCCGAAUCGUCGCUGGCGAUCCCUUUUGGAGGAGGCGACGCUUGACCAGAGCUUGCUGCGGGAUAGGAAUCGCAUGAAGGAGCUCGUUCACGUUUUGCGCCUGAACGUGCGAGGCGCGCAGGCUUUGGGUCCCCUCUUCUAUCCCCAGCUGGUGCACAUUUACAUGGAUCUGCUCGCGCUGUACCGGCAAUUUUCGCAGAUGGUCUCCAAUGCGGUCGCAUUAGGGGGCAUGAUCGCAACACGAAGCACCGACGUCAAGAAUAUGCGCGCCGUGAAGAAGGAGGCACUCCGUCUGCUAGAGACAUUUUUCGAGCUAGUCGAUCGUGACCCCGAGGUUCUGCACGCGGCAGCGGAGCAACUGGUGGAGCCGCUCUCCGGCCCCAUUCUCGGCGACUAUGCGCAAUCCGUACCGGAUGCCCGUGACGCGGAGGUGCUUACGCUCUACGCUGUCAUUAUCGAACAUCUGCGGCCGUACGCAAAUAUGCUGACGCCUCUCAUACCAGUCAUAUUCCGAUCGUGUUUCAAUGCGACGCUAGAGAUGAUUACGACGAAUUUUGAGGAUUUUCCGGACCAUCGAAUAGGUCUGUUUCAGUUGUUGCGAGCAAUUAACACGUCUUGCUUUUCCGCGCUGUUCUCAUUGGAUCCGGACCCGGCAGUAGCGGAGCAGUCGUUCCAGCUGGUCAUUAACGCUAUAGUAUGGGCGUUCAAGCAUACGGAGCGGAACGUUGCCGACACAGGACUGCAGACGCUGCUCGAGCUCCUUCGGAAUCUGGAUAGUAGCGGUUUCACCGAGUACUUUUACGAGCGCUAUUACUUGUUCAUUCUUAACGAUAUUCUUGCAGUGCUUACGGAUACCUUGCACAAACCAGGUUUCUCGCUACAGGCACAAGUGCUCAUGCAUCUUUUCACGGCAGCUCGUCGGGGUCAAGUUCGAUUGCCGCAAACCGAUGGUGGCGAAGCGACUGGCUCCACCACUGCGAUGGCCUCUGAGACGAUGGUACGCGAGCAUUUGCAAACGCUCCUGGAGAACGCCUUUCCGAAUAUGGGCCCUGUGGCAGUGCGUCAAGCGGUUGAUGGCAUGUUCCUCUUCCUGGACGACGAGCGCCUCUUCAAGCAGCACUUGCGAGAUUUUCUGGUCCGGACCAAAGAGUUUCUCGCAGGUGACAAUACCGAUCUUUACGACGAGGAUCGCCGAUCACUAGAGACGAAUGCCCAGAGGGCCUUAGCUGUGGUCCCUGGCAUGUCCAAGCCCAGCCAAGCAGCCGAUUCAGACGACGAAGACUGA